GACCAGCACAAAGAUGUGAUUGUCUGUCUCUGUAAAGUGCAGCCACAUGUUUGAUCGGCCGGGGUUUGGGGUAUGGAAGGGGAGCCAUGGAAGCAGAAAACGUUGGUGACAGGUUGUCUUUGCAUGUGUGGAUGUCUGUUGAGAUAGGCAUUUGGCACUAUGGAGGGCUGAAUGCUAGUGUUUGUAUGUUCCGUAGGUCUUUCAGGGACGAUUGACAGGCAAUCUAGUUUUCCCGUUUUCUUUGAGUUAGCUUGAAGACGCCAACAUUUCAGGCCGAGAGUCUGUAUUUUCAAUGUAGCAGUAACUUCAUGGUGUUCUUGUUGAGAAAGAUAGAUGUUUAAAAGGCAAAGAAUAUCCCUGAUGGAAAGGGCUAUUAUCCAAGGUAUUAAAAAGCUCCGCGUUUUAACUCCCUACGAUUAUGACAAUAUGGACGAACUCGUCCAAGAUCUAGCCAGUGCUCUGGAAGAGACAUCAUGUAGUAGGAUUUCUCCAGGCAAAGGGAAGAAAGGGCGAUCAUGGAAACGGCGUUCCAAAUCUACUGGAAACCUUGUUCCUCUUGGUAGCAGCCUUCCCAAGUCCAGUGCAGUUAGUGGGGAUUCUGAAUCAAGCCUAGAGGAUCGUAUGAGAAUUAGGAUGGAUGUGUCGGCCAAUGGUUCACAUGCUCCUAGUGAUUCUGAUGAAGUCUCUUCUUUCAAACAGAGGCAUCUUGCUGCCUGGCGCCAGUGUCCAAUAAACCUUCCUGAGUCAGAUUCUGUGAAUGAAAAUUUUUUGCCGGUAUAUCAGCAUAGAAGGAAACGCAAGUUCAAAAGAAUGGCAGUUGACCAUCAACCUGAUGAAGUUGAUAAUUCAGCAUCCUCAUUAGCAGGAGUUUCAGGAAUACAAAAGCUUAGACGCAUCAAAAGUGUGAGAAACUUAAAGAAUAAAGCUAAGGUAUGCAAAGUUAGUGAAGAUGACAUAGAAAACUUGGAAGGAGCCAUGAUGAUAGAUUCAGAAGCUUUUGCUGUAAGUGGUAAAAGGAAACGUAGCAUGCGGGAAAGAAGUGUAGAGUGCAUAGGACGAGGAGAAAGAUGCAAUUGUCAUUCCAAACCACAAUUCUUUUUACAUUCUCCAGAAAGAAGGGAACAUGCUUGUAGCAGCAGUAGUUUCAGCAGCAGUGAAAGUGAUUGUGGAAUUGUCACAAAUGAUGAGGGAAGAGAAGCUGAUGAUGAACAGAGUGACUUUUUUCAUGAAACUGGUCCCGUAUACGGUGUUCCAGGAGGUCCUUCCUGGUGGGAAGAAGACGAGAAUGAAGAACUACAACGAAGAGAAAUUAAAACACAAGAAAUAUCUGUUGACUGGAUACAACAUAUGUCAAGAGCAGCAAAAGAAGCAUCAUAUCAAGCUAGAAUAGCCAGAUUAGCGGCAAAACAUGGAAGAGAAAUACGAGCUGGAAGACGUAGGCUUGGAAGUACACGACCUUCUUUUUCUAUUGUGUCAUCUAUGAAUGAAAAGAUUUCUUCCUUCAUGCAGAAUCCCUUACAGAAUGAGCUCAGACUUCAACAUCUCCAGUUCGCAGAUUAUCAGCAGCUGAAUCAGUUAGCAGCACUGUAUUCCUUGGACAUUAGACAGGAAGGUUCAGUGGAGGGAGAAAGUACUUUGCUUCUUAAAACUAGACAUACAACGCAGGCUGUUUGUGUUGACCCUGCAGUCAGUCGAACAGCCAUGGUGGAUAUCAAAAGGCAAAGGAGAACACCACCUGUUGAUCCAUCUCUACAUUUCUUAAACAGUAACUUCCCUGAUAGUGAUUCAAUUCCAGUGAGCUGUAACUAUGUUACAGGGACUUAUAUAGAAGACAGUGUCUUGUUGCAUGACAACUGGCAGAGUUUAAGGAUUAGUCAAGUUUCAGGGGCACCAUGCACAAGUUCAGAUAGCCAGAACCAAGGUUUUCAGCCCUGUUUUGUACAGAUGUUGCCUACCUCCCAAACACCUCCUCCACCCCCACCUCCAUCUCCUCAACCAGGACAAGUAUCACAAGUUGGUUCAACAAUUUUUACUGAUUCAGUAACCACAGUAUCAUAUACACAAUUAAAGAAGAAGCAUAGGGAGUGUUUCAGUUGAUAAUAUGGCUGAUUUCAGAUGAGAUAUUGUGUAAAAUGAGCCAUUUCUAAGUAAAGAAGGUGUCAUCAAACAACAAAAAUCUUAAUAUAUUCUUUGUUUACAUUUCUGGACAUUUUUAUGAAUAGAUAUUCCAUAUAAAAAGUUAAUUGUUUUACAACUUGAGAGUUGAAAUUUAUACAGAGAAAUAUACAAAUAUGUACACACAAGUUCAAAAGUACAGUUAGAAAAGUUUUUUAUAGCAUCUAUACUUUAUUUUUACUCAAAUUUUACCAAUCAAAUUUCGAACCAUGAGGAAAUAAUGGUGAGUAACAUGAAUUUAUGAAAACUUUUAUAGCUUAAAACAUUGACAUAUGGAAUUUCAGUCAGGAGUCCAUGCUUUAGGAAAUUUAGAAAAAUUAGCUUGAAGAUGGUUUCACUACUGCCAUCCAUUGAUUGUUUUUACUGAGUUGCUGGUGGUUAAAUAGAAUACUAAUGAAAGACAUGAGUCACAAUGAGCAAAAUUACCUCUUAGUUUAUCAGGAGGAUUAAAAAAGAAUGUAUGUUGUUUGUAGCUUAAGGAAAGCAUUUCGAGACUUAAGUGAAGUGACCACUAAUUUGUAUAGAAGUGUUAAAUAUGAUCCUAAGAAGCACAUUGGUAUGCUAUUGAGUUACUGCUGAUUUUAUUUAUGAGAGCUUCUAUGACACUAUAUAGUUGGCCUCAAUAAGUGUUAUAAAUUCUUUCUGCUAAAGCACAUGUGGAAUAAUGUUUAAAAUUAUCUGAUAGGCUUAAAUCUGUUGAGUAUAUUCUAUUAAAAUUGUUCAGUCUUGUAUGAGUUUGAAUCAUCGUUUAGCAUUACUUGUGGGAAUAAUUUAAAAUAUUACUGUCAAAUGACAACUUCAUCAUUUCUACUUGAUCAUCUGUUUGCCGAUUAAACAUACAAUUUAUACAUACUAGCUAUAUAGUUUACACAUUGUUAAACCAUGUUGAUUACAACAUAUUUCACUGUGACAUUUUAUUUUGUUAAGCACCUGUUAAGAACAAAGGGAGGUGACUAGUAUUAAAAAUAUACUUUUGAUUUGAAUGAGUUAGCAUAUUUAUUUUGAAUUUAGCCAAAAUUGUAGGAUUGAACAUGAUUAUUAUUUUAACCAUUUAAAUUGUGUAGCAUGUUACUGCAGACAUAUACUAACAAUAUUCUUUUAACCAUUUAAAUUGUGUAGCAUGAACCUUGGAAUAAUUUGAAAUGUAUUUUUGUCAAAGAUAGCAUCAAACAAAUAAUAAUAAUAUGAACUUUUUUCAUUGUACUUAUAUUUAAGAGAAUAAUGAAAUGGAAAUAUUUUAGGAAGUUAUACAAACUCGAAGUGACUGUUUCCUUCUCUGAUGAACAGCCAAACACAUCUAGAGUAACUUUUUCCCACUAAAUCAAUAACCUGAUUGUUUUAAUAAUUUGCUGCUGUUAAGAAUUGAUUGAAUUAUUGCAUGGAAAAAUUAUGUAUGCUCAUAAAAAAAAUUACACACACAACUGCUUGUUCAGAUGUGCUGUAAAGUGUUUGUGAGUCGCUGUGGGGGAUAAGCUGCAACUCAUACUCAUGUUGAUGUAUUACAGUAAUCAUUGUUGAAUGUAUAUAUGCAACCAUCAUACUUUAUCCUCAUAUUGGAAAAAAGAAUUAUUCUGGUACUACACUAAAGUAUCGCACGUCCAUACUUUUCAUGGUGCACAAUGUAACCGUAACAUCACUAAUCACUAUUUUAAUUGCUGAAUUUGUAUGGAAUUAGACCUUAAAGUUAAAAAUAAAUGUAGUAGAAAUUAUUCGUGAGCUGGUUUAUGAGCCAGUUUUUGCUUUUGUAAGUUAAAAAAUAUCCACUGCUUUUGUUAUUGUUUUUACUUACCACAGAAAAUUGCUGUAUGUAAAUUUGAAUAUUGAAAUGGAAUAUAUCUAAAUUAUGGACUUUAGUUAUGUAUAAAAUACUAGACUAAUCUCUCAUUUUAGUUUAAAAUGUUUGUACUUGCCUAAUUAUGCCUUCUAAUAUAUGAUGUACGUGUUUGGAGUCUAAGAUAUCAGAAUCUCCAAGUAUUAUAUAUAUAAAUGAUGUAGGGUUUCUAAUAUGGUAUAAUUAACAAUGUGUACUAGUUUACAGACAAAGAAAGGGGAAAGGAAACAUGGUUAAAGUAUUUUUUUUGGUUAGUAGUUUAUGUGUGAUCCCAAUAAAAAAAAAGAUUUCUUAGUAGCUUUUGUCAUGUUUUCAUUUUUUCAGAACUUAACCUACAAAAAUUUUCUUUUAUGUGUAAGCUAUACUGUUGUUAAUAUGUCUGUUAUUAUUUAAACAAAACCAUUAUUAUUUCUCUGUGGAGAUAUAACAAACUAUAAAAAAUUGGCUUAACCAAAAUAAAAUUUGGGUGAGGUAAUUUCAAAAUUAAGUAGUUUUCAAUUCAUUGCAAUCAUUGGUCUUUCAAAUGUCAAUAUUCAAAGUUGUAUAUAACGUUUUUAUCAACAUUUUGUAAUAUUGGUGAUUGAUUGGUGUAUGGACCUAAUUGAUCAGCACAGUGUUAAGGUAAUAUUUGUACAGAUUUAUUGUUUAUAUAAUAAAGAAAAUAAAGUAUGUUAAUCAUGCUAUAUAACUUUUAAGGAAAGAAAAAAUAUAAAACAUUUGUUUAGGGAAAAACUAAAAUGAAAAAUUGUAUCGCCUACUCUGUUUUAGUAUAUCUUUUGAAUAUUUGGUUUACUUUAAAUGAAAGUAAUUGCAGUAAGUUUUUUCAUGUGUAGGCAAAGAAAGUGUAUACUUAAUGUACUUGAAGUGUCGUGAUUAAGACUUAAGAAUCCCCAAAGUGCUUCGAGGAUAUGGAGAAAAUUAUUAUACUUUUUUUUACCUUACUCACACUGUGUUAGUUUAUCUCUUCAAUAAUAAGGAAAUUGCAUGCUGUAAAUGUUUGUUUUUAUGAAAAUAUAUAUUUUGUUUCCAUCUUAAGUUAUGCUGUGAUUUUUUUAUUCCACCAGUAAUGGGGUUUAAAUUUAUAAAAAAUUGAAAGUCAUGAUGAAUGUAUGUUUAAGAACAUAAGGAAAGGCAGUGUAAGUGUUUGUUGAGACGAGUAUUAGAAUUUUGGAAAAAGAUAGAUUUAGCAUAACAACUCUCUUGUUCUUUGAAAAACAAAGACAAUUUUUGUUUUUAAACAAUUUACACAUGAAGUCUCAAUCACUUGUCUUUUGGAUCCAACCAAAAAAUGAUAACAACCAUUGAUGAAAACACUUUAAUUUGCCACUAAAAAGCUACAAUAAGUUUUUUUUUUUAUGGUUUAAAGAACAAAAAAUAUUCUACACUGGAGAGUAUGUGUCUCCAGUCUUGUGUAUUUGUUCUGGACUUCAUGGUUAAAGUGUCCUCAUUCACAUAGUACUUUUACUUUAUCAGUUUUGGUGUGUGGUUUUUGUUUUCUUAAUUAGCCUGUGAACUAAAAUAUUCAUUUUUUUGGUAAAGGUUUAUUUUUCUUAUGAUGAUGAUUUUGCUCUGUAUGCAUGUGCACAUAAACAAAAACCUUUUAUCUGUUGUAUUUUAUAAUAAAUUUAUCAGUAUAUUUAAUAGUUAAGUUUCAAAAUGUAGAAAAAUAGGAAUUUCUAAAUCUGAUGGAAGUUUAAAUUAAAAACACAAGUUCCUUGUUUUUUAUUAUGAUAUUCGUUUAGCUUAUUACCAUAGUUUUCUUUAUAAGUGCUUUAAAACUAUUUUUAGCAAUGGAAAUUAUUUCCAAGCAUGGUGGAACCAAUUUGUGGUCAAUUUGUGAACUUUGAUACUUAUAUGCCAACAAUAUAAUUACUAUUUGCAAGUAUUGUUAUCCAGAAGAAAUUUGCUUUAGACAAAAAUACAGUGAUAAGUAUGUUGAAUCACAACUUCAAUACUGUAAAUAGAUCUUUAAUAAUUAUAAUUUAAUCAUUCUUUUAAUGAAUUAGUGUUCUACAAUGCAUUGACCUGUAUAGAAUGCGAAGGAAUAAAUUGUUUUUGAAGAUUAAGUAAAUACCAUCAUCAGGAAUGGACUUUUGAAUAUAAUGAAUUUUUUUUAAAAAAGUGGUGAACUAUUAAUCAUAGUGACUGGAUCGAUAUAAAAGCCUAAGUUCUGUAUGGUGUUUUAUGAAAUGUUUUUUUCAGAGUAACUUUGAACCUGUUGUAAUUAUUUCUUGUUUAUUCUUAUGAAUAUUUUAAUUGGCAAUAAAGUUUUGGUGAUUCGCA
Limulus polyphemus (Atlantic horseshoe crab) is the source of this 6289-nucleotide messenger RNA. Its product is annotated as G patch domain-containing protein 2-like. NCBI's taxonomy places the organism in Eukaryota, Metazoa, Arthropoda, Merostomata, Xiphosura, Limulidae. The record is from RefSeq and is a predicted model, not a curated record. Bases 334 to 2097 code for a protein of 587 amino acids. The transcript is spliced from 11 exons.